This is a messenger RNA of Lineus longissimus, 4340 nucleotides long. RefSeq lists its product as uncharacterized. The coding region runs from base 47 to 1279 and encodes 410 amino acids. The record is from RefSeq and is a predicted model, not a curated record. The transcript is spliced from 10 exons. Lineage: Eukaryota; Metazoa; Nemertea; Pilidiophora; Heteronemertea; Lineidae.
CACAGGAGUAGAGGAACCCAAAGAAGGGGAAGAAAAUGGCCCAGAAAUGAAGCAUAGCAGCUCUUUUCAAAAAAUGCUGGAGGCAAUAGCCGAAGAAAGAGAAAGGGACAUGCGUAAACUACGACUUUCAAAUGACUUCAUCAUUAUCUCACCAAAUCAUUUCUGGCCAGAACUCUUUAGGACACACUUUGUCGAGCCUGGCGAUCGAGGUGCCGAUGAACUGCGGGACGAUCUGUUAUUUUUUGUGCGGAAAACACCAACAAAUUCAAAAAUAAGAAAUGUCAAGACUGAUAUAGAAGUUUACAGGAGAGAAUCUAAAAACUUGCCGUCAUUUGAAGAAAAAUAUAUUGACUGGGAAGAAACUGUUUACUUAAAUCUCAUUUUACAACAGUUCGAGUAUACAGUAACAUGUGCAAUAUGUUCAAGAACAGGAGAGAAGGAACUACAAAUACUUAAAAAGUUCUCGCAGCGUGUGUACGCAUCACCGAGCAGACGACAGAUGGACUCCAAAGGGACGGAGGAAGAGAUUACAUAUCCAAAUAUAUUUUUCACUGUAGAUAAUUUUGAAGAGAUCUUUGCAGACUGUAUAGUACGAGAUAGCGAAAUGGUGUGUGUAGAAUUAAUAGCGACGGACAAAUAUGGUGAAUUCCAAGGGGUGUUGUUUCUGGGCUCGAUACGUUACGAUGCAUUAAAAAGGGUUUAUGAUGCCAGGAAUAGUAUGUCAUCGCGAUUUGUUCAAAGAAUGUCCAUGGGGUGGUUCCAAGGUCAUCGGAGGGUCGAAUUUGUGCGAAUGCGAGGCCCAGGAGGCAAAGGUCACGCUGAGAUGGCCGUCAGCAAAUUAAAAGGUGCUCCUGAAACUCCCGAUACAGAAAACUUCCCGAUAAAUGACUUUGAAGAUGACCAAGACCAGAAUCAGUAUAAUCAGAGACGAAUGAGCGACCCAAGUUCAAUGCUCGGCUCGUGGAUGAAGGGUAGCUUUAAGAAGGGUAUGCGCAAAUCACGAUCAGAAACGGAAAGCGUCGACAGUAACCUUGGUUACGAUGGCUGUACCGAGGUGGAGGCAGCUCAUCCAGAAGACGGUAGGGGAUCAGAGUUAGCGACCACUGAGAAUUAUGACGGCUUCCUCGGCUCAACGUUUGGACAGGCAUGGCACUGGUUCAAGGAGAGGAAGAGAGCAAGUUGUCAGCCCUUGAAUUCCUACCUUACAUACGUCACGCUACCGUGGCAUCGGAUUAUUGCCGAUAUUUUAGACAAACAAGAAGCCAUUUUGACCUUCUGACCAUCAAAGGCACCUCGAAUGUCUGCGACCGACGACAAAAGCCAACACUGACAUUCUGAGGUGCUACAAGACUAUUGGACAAUAGCCAGCAAUAUCGACCAAUCAUACUGCAGAUCAUGACGCAACUCUUGACAGUAUUAUGGGAUGCAUACUGCUUCUUACUCUUCCAAGUGUCGAAAUUCAUUCCGGAUGAAAAUAAGAGAUUCCAGACCUAUCAGCAUGGACAUUGAGUUAACAAUUCCAUGGGAUACAAUAAUAUGUAUCAUGUAUCAUUCAAAGAGUAUUCAGAUUCUGAAGGCGUUGACGAAUUACGCUAUUUUACAUGUUUACCAUUUGGCUUUCCACCUUACUGGAUCAGUACAAUCUAGUUAUGUGGAUGUGUGUGGGGAGAAGAGGGGUAGGGUGGAAGUUGUCACUGGUUCUCAUUGGCAUGGUGUGGCUGGUGAUGCUCCGAGUCUACCCUUGAGUGGUGAGGCUAUAGGAUACACGUUGACACUUGCAUGAGAUCAGAUUAUGAAGGCUCGAUAUGUAUUGUACAAUAAGCAGUUCCAUAAAUAUCAAUUGAAGCCGAAGAUGCUCCAGCAUUUACAAUAAGUGUGCAUUCGGUACACAGACAGUAUGGCUGAAAGGGUGGAUGUCGUCCUGGAAGCUGGGUGCUAUUUGUCUAGUGUAAUGGCACCCAGGGUGCUUAUUGUCCAGUCGAUCUCGAACCUGGGUACCAUUUGUCGGCACCCAGGACGACAUCCACCCUUUCAGCGACAGUAUGUGUUGUUAAAGGCUUAAGAAUGAUUUAAGAUGUAGAAUUUUGCCCAUCAUUUCAGUAAAAUUCUACAUUCCUUUACGGAGGAGCAUUUAUUAGUGAAUGUGGCAUUUUACAUAUACAUGCAGUCAUGUAAACAUCAAAGUUAUUUUUGUAAAAAAAGAUACAUAAUCACUAGUCCGUCUGGUCUUGUCUAGUCCUUGAUCAUGUAAGUUUGGUUGCUUAACUUGUCAUCUCAUGCUUGUAGAGAAGAUGUACUUAUACAUGAAAGGGAAAUGCUUUAUAAUGUAGGCAGAUAUAGGGUUCGCGUAUAAACUCACCGGAACGCUCAUGAAAUGUUGUUGUACAAAGUGCAAGCUUACAUAUGUAAUGUAAUGGUGAUUUGUUAUCUUUUAUUUACAGGAAACUAUUUAUUCAAUCCGGUUGUACUGAGACAAGAUGUCAACAACAUUUUAUACAAAUGUAGGGGGGGAGCAGCGCACCCAAUGGCAAGUUGAUUGGGUAGCGUGCGGGAGAGCCAUUAUCAUGAAAUGGAUGUAUGUUAUCUCGAAUGAGUUGCAAGGUAAUGUAGUACAUGUACACAUCUGCCUGUGCAACAAACAUGUGCAACUUUUAUAUUUUGUUGAGAGUUAGUAUGAAAAUCAGUUUUAUCAAGAGGCUUUAGAUACUUAGAUAUGUCAAAUGUAGAACCGAAUCCUUUUUGGAUGUCUCAAAAAUGUCAUUCAUUUGAUCAAAGCUAUUUGUCUGGUUUGUCUUAACCCUAAAUGUGUUAUAACACUGGUUAUACUAUAUACUUAUUUGAUACACUAUCACUUGCAUUUCGUUUGUAUAUUUUGCUUGUAAAUAUUUUGUAAGAUAAUGAAAUGAAGCAUUUAUCAUGGCUGUGGCAGAAAUCCAAUGUUCUUGUACAUUACCUUCACAAGUCACUCGAUCCAAACAUAGUUUUAUCAUCAUGGAAUAAUUCAGAGUGUAACAUGCCCAUGUAAAAAAUGUGGCAAGACUCAAUAUUUUACAUUAUUGUAACCUGUAUUACUGUAAAUACUUUUAAUCAUCAAUUUAAAUUGCCUGCCACUUUAAAAUGUAUGAAAUCAAAGGGCAGUGAAAAACAAAAUUUUCUUAAAUUAUUGUUAUACAUAAUCUUUUUAUUUCUAGAUCCUUUUUAUGUUGACAUCCAAACCAUGAUAGCAACCUGAUACAUUUGGCUAUAUUAUGUUAGCCUAUUGGUAUCUUGAGUAUCAUUAUUGACAGAAAACCCUGUUUUACUACAAGAACACCUGUUUUAUGAUCUCUUUUUGUCAUGUCAUUUCUAUUGUAAUUCUGCAACAACCUGGCAAUGUUCAAUCAAAUUAAUAUUUGUAUUUUUAUACCUAAUUAUACAAUGAUUUAUAUUAAGUUUUGUGCAUGUAUGUGUUGUACAUGUAAUGUCUGUGAAAGUUUUAGUAUAAAGUAUUACUGUGGACAAUGGUACACUGGUUAUACUACUACAGGAAGUUUACAAUAUUCGUUGUUGUUUAGGGUGGUCAAUUCGACUCGACAAAUUUGUCCAACUUCGAUAAAGGUUUUAUCUUGGCUGCAUUAGUAUGUGCACGGGCUACCUCCACAUUCUGAUAAGAUAGUUAAUGGACUCUUAAAGGGGGACUAUAGACAGGAGAAGAGGGGCUAAUUUAGCCGUCUUCAAGUGACUAAUAUACACAGUAUGGGCCCUGGGUCAUGUCAGAUUCAGCACUAGAUAUAUUCCUCGUACAAGCGUGAAUCAUUUCGACGUACUGUGAGGUGUGAGAGACCCCUAUUGGCGACUUCGUGUAACUUUAUCUUGCCCUAUCUUGCUGCCGCCUAUAUUGUCCCUUUAACUUUCUGUUAUUUAUUUUUGAAAGAUGCUACAGUACUUCAGAUGUUUUAUUCAAAUAUCAAACACUACUACAUUUAGUUAAUGGGGAGUUUUAAUUUACGCAUUUGAUAGCUGAUAGCGGUUGUUCAAUGACCUCACAAUGGUCACAUGGUUCCUAUAAAUGUUCUGUUGAUUUGGGGUCAGUGUCUGUCGCUGUGAUGACUACAAAACUGUCAUGUCAUGACGUUUUGUGGUCCUCCUUUUCAGCGUUGCCGCUGCGUUGAUCUGUGACUUUGUGUGACAUCUUGAAGGCCAGGAUGUUGUCGCCAUGAGGUAAUCAGUCUAAAUGUUUCAUGACCUGCAUUUUCUGAAGCGUUUGUAGGGAAGUGGGCGCAAUAGCCAUCAUCAUCCAGAUAUUGUAAUAUUUAUGGAGAAAUAUCAAUAUGUGAUGAAUAAAUAGUAAAAUGCAACUA